This is a messenger RNA of Hippocampus zosterae (dwarf seahorse), 1991 nucleotides long. RefSeq names its product transmembrane protein 229A (gene tmem229a). The transcript has a single exon. Bases 823 to 1836 code for a protein of 337 amino acids. The record is from RefSeq and is a predicted model, not a curated record. NCBI's taxonomy places the organism in Eukaryota, Metazoa, Chordata, Actinopteri, Syngnathiformes, Syngnathidae.
AAUUGGGAGGAAAUGGGUUCUGAAAUCACAUUUUCUGAGCUCCUCGUUCUAAGUGCGCGGCCGCAGACUCAUAUUAAUUUCCGGAGGGACUAAGUCGAGCGUCAGACAAAGACAGCUUCAUCUUCCUACGGCCACUGGUUGGGCUGAAAUGAGCCUAAUGGAACGGAUUUGAUUAGAAAAUGUUCUCGUCACGCCAUUUGACGGCAGGCUGUCGAGGACCUUAAUGGGAUGGAGAUGUGACUGGAGCGUUUGGCUUACUGCUCUUGACAAGGAGGGAAAAUAUGAUUAGCUGUUAGAUAAAGCACCAAGGAUACAGGAUGGUGGGGCGGGGGGUGUGCUUGCGGUGUUUUGUGUCAGUGUUUUUUAACCUGACGACCACUGAUACACACGAGCAACCAUUUUGCUCAUGUUUCGGUGAAUACAAAACAAGGUUUUAGGGCACAGAAGGGGCCCGCCCAAGCCAGUCUCAAAAACGUCACAAUGCUGCCCUCUACUGUUCAAUUUUAGUUCUGAAGAAUAAUGCGGUUUUCCCACUACGUUAAACUGCAUUUGCAAUACAUGUACAUGACAUCACAAUACAUAUAAAAACGGGAGGGAGUAUAUUAAAAUCUUGUUACGUAGAAAAACGGUAUGUAGGCCAUAAAUUCCGAAUGAUAUGUCAUAAAUCGAAGUUUAUAUGAAAUCGGCAGAGAAAAACGCCAAAGUCUUGUUUUGCCGGGACGUUCCUGAACGCACCAGCAGGUCGGCGAAUGCUCGCAGCCGCUGCGGUUACCGCAGAGCGCCUUUGAAAACUGAAAACAAUGUUUCGGAACGGGAAAUCGGAUGCGACUCGAUGACCCAACGAUGGUCCGUCGCUCCAGAGACGGUACUCGAAUCGGGACCGACGAGUCCAACGGUUGCGGUGAGGCUGAGGAGAGCGCGCGGUGGUUGCCGCCAUGGAUGCGGCUGUACUUCUACGGAAUUCACGGCGUCACUCUGGAUGUGGUGCUCUCCUCGGUGCGGGGGGUCCUAUCCAACCGGGACCCCAAGUUGUUGGGUUUUUCCUCGCCGUGUCUGUGCGUGGUGCAUUCACUGACCCACUUGGCGCUGGAGAAAGUCUACUCGAAGAAGAGGAGCUUUCAAGGGAGGCCUGCGCUUUUCAAUCUGCUCGUCUAUCCUUCUGUUUACAUCGGGCUGCAGGUUCUGAUAGAGAACAUCGGUAACGCACUGAGCAAGGAGGUGAGGGUCAUAUCCGGGACGGGCUUGGUCCUCCACUACAUCCUGGCUCUUUAUUUUAGUCAGGUGUUCCACAGGGGGAUGUCCAGGCUGCAGUACCGUCCCCACGCGGGAGCCCGUCCAGUCCAUAGCGUCCCCGGGUACAUCCGCUUCUUGUUUUUUGGCAUGCACGGCUUUUUGGAUGAGGUGGUGUUCACGUCGGUGUUCAACAUGGUGGAGAACCGAAGCCUGACCGGUCACACGUCCCUGUGGUCCUUCCUGAUGUACGGGAGCUGCAGCUUCGUGGUGGAGAAACUGUACCUGCGCCUGCACUUUAAAAGAGGCUGGGGGUUGUGGCGGAGGCUCCCCAUCUGCGUUUGCUUCAUUUACACUUGGGAACUGUGCUGGGGUUUAGGUCUGAGGCAGUUUGACGCCUGCUCCUGGGACUACUCGCACUACCCGCACAAUUUCAUGGGACUCAUCACCUUGGUCUACCUGCCCGGGUGGGUCUGCCUGAGUCUCUAUCAGGACGUGCUGUCCAAUAUCCUGCUCGGCAUCAGGUGCGCCGGAGAGACUCUGCGACCAAGUGCGGACGGCGGAGAUGUCAACGGACGGCCUCGGUCUUCCAAAAAAAAACGUUGAAAUUUACACUUUGGCUCAGGUGUGCGAGUUGCUUUUUUUCAGCAUGGCUUCCGACAGAAGACGGCGCUAUGAGGAAGUAAAAAGGGAACGUCUGUAAUUACGGGACCGCAAAAGGUUAUUCUCCAUGUCGGUGGAAAUGUUUAUUAUUAUUAUUA